Messenger RNA from Loxodonta africana (African savanna elephant), 14861 nucleotides. RefSeq names its product transmembrane protein 19 (gene FAABTP). The transcript is spliced from 7 exons. Bases 329 to 1339 code for a protein of 336 amino acids. The record is from RefSeq and is a predicted model, not a curated record. Gene Ontology annotation, cellular component: membrane. NCBI's taxonomy places the organism in Eukaryota, Metazoa, Chordata, Mammalia, Proboscidea, Elephantidae.
GGGGUGGCGCGGGCGGCUGUCCGGACGAGGCCGCACUCUGCCAAGCCAGUCUCGCCACCCAGACUCUGUGGGGUUCGGGCCCUGCACCCUCUCCCUUUGCGGCCGUGCGCUCCCCACUACCCCGUCCCGAGUGGAAGGGCCCGAGGCGAUGGACUAGUGCCCAAGCGCUGACUGGCGACUGGGGGCGGAGCUCGUCACCGCCGGGCCAGCGGAUUGGCUGCCUCCGCUUACCUUUUUACCUCCCUGGCCUUGGACUUAAGGUGUGAAGCGACUGGCAGCUCAGAGUUGACCCUCGCGGUCUUCGAAGGUGAUCAUAUCCUUAUUUUCCAUGACAGAUCUUGAUGACAAUAUAUGCAAAAGAUAUGUAAAGAUGAUGACAAAUAUAGUAAUAUUGAGCCUGAUCAUUUGCAUUUCUGUAGUUUUCUGGAUUAUGUCUUUGACUGCAAGUACCUAUUAUGGUAACUUACAGCCUACUUCUCCUUGGCGCUGGCUGUUUUCUGUAGUUUUUCCUGUGUUGAUCGUCUCUAACGGCUUUAAAAAGAAAAGCCUAGAUCACAGUGGGGCUUUAGGAGGCCUAGUGGUUGGAUUUAUCCUAAGCAUUGCAAAUUUCAGCUUUCUUACCUCUUUGCUGAUGUUUUUCCUUUCCUCUUCGAAACUCACUGCAUGGAAGGGAGAAACAAAGAAGCGUCUAGAUUCAGAAUACAAAGAAGGUGGGCAGAGGAACUGGGUUCAGGUGUUCUGUAAUGGAGGUGUGCCCACAGAGCUGGCCCUGCUGUACAUGAUAGAAAAUGGCCCCGGGGAAAUCCCAAUUGACUUUUCCAAGCAGUACACUGCUUCCUGGAUGUGUCUGUCUCUCUUGGCUGCACUGGCCUGUUGUGCUGGAGACACAUGGGCUUCAGAAGUUGGCACUGUUCUAAGUAAAAGCCCUCCAAGGCUGAUAACAACCUGGGAGAAAGUUCCAACUGGGACCAAUGGAGGGAUUACAUUAGUGGGCCUUGUCGCCAGUCUCCUUGGUGGUACCUUUGUGGGCAUCGCAUACUUCCUCACACAGUUGGCUUUUGUAAAUGAUUUAGACAUUUCUGCUCCCCAGUGGCCAAUUAUUGCAUUUGGAGGUCUGGCUGGAUUGCUAGGAUCAAUUCUGGACUCCUAUUUAGGAGCUACAAUGCAGUUUUCUGGUUUGGAUGAAAGCACCGGCAUGGUGGUCAACAGUCCAACAAACGAGGCAAAGUACAUCUCAGGGAAACCCAUUCUUGAUAACAAUGCAGUGAAUCUGUUUUCCUCUGUUGUUAUUGCUCUCUUGCUCCCAACAGCUGCUUGUGUUUUGUGGCCCAGGGAGUGAAUCUUAUUUGCACAGGUUGAAACAGUGGUGAGUUCAGCUAAAUUUUCAAUUUCAAGUUCCAUGUUAAGAAUAGUAAUUUUAAGGGUGUAAGCAGAAGUACCACCUUCUCCCAUAUUCCAUUAUAAUAGGAUUCCACAUGUUUUGCUCUCAUCAACUCCUUUGUAACUGCUGGUAUCUUUCUAGUGAAAGAGUGCAGAGAACUUAUGCAUAUUUUUCUUCUGCUGCAUGGAGUUUCUUAGCAGUGAAGCUUUAUUUAUCCACUCCUGAAACUGAAAGUUCCUACCUAGUGGAGUAGAGUUGGAGCUGGGUGCUGUCAUGUCAUUUUCAACUCACAGCAACCCCAUGUGACAAAGUCAAACUGCCCCAUAGGGUUUUCUUGACUGUAAUAUUUAGGGAAGCAGAUCACCAGGUCUUCCUCCCACGGAACCACAAGGUGGGUUCCAUCCCUCAGCCUUUCAGGUAGCACCCAAGUGCUUAAUCGUUUCCGCCACCAGGGCUUCUUUCCUACCUGGUUGAUGGAAAUUUUGCUUUGUUUAAACCAGUGCGAGGGUUAAAAGUGAUGAAAUUUUAAAAUGCUUCCCAGUUGUGGCAGAGAAAUGCUACUGUGCCAGUUACCCAAAUGUUGUGUCUGUUUUAAGCCAACUAAGCUGAUGUGUGUGGAAUCCUAAAUAAAUUUAGUAUCUGGGACUUCUCCCAUUCACAACUGUGACAAAUGUUGAAUUUGGUUCUUAGUGAGCAGUCUUGUCUAGUCUACAUUUUUCUUCCUGCCUCAGGGUUUGCGAUAAAAAAUAAAUAAAUGUCUUUUUCUGAUGACCAUGAGAAUGUGUGAAAAAAAUACUUUUAAGUAAAAGCAAAAGAUUUGUCUUAUAUCUAAAAAAUGUGCACCUUACUAUAUGUUUCAGUUGCUCUCUGAGCAGGAACCUUUUUUUUUUUUUUUUAAUUGUGCUUUAAGUGAAGGUUUACAAAUCAAGUCAAUCUCAUACAAAAAUUUAUAUAGACCUUGCUAUGUACUACUAGUUGCUCUCCCCCUAAUGAGACAGCACACUCCUCUGCUCCCUGUAUUCCCGUGUCCAUUCAGCCAGCUUCUGACCCCCUCCGCCUUUUCAUCUCCCCUUCAGACAAUAGCUGCCCGCAUAGUCUCCUGUCUAUUCGAGCCAAGAAGGUCACUCCUACCAGUAUCAUUUUUUAUCUUUUAGUCCAGUCCAAGCCCUGUCUGAAGAGUUGGCUUUGGGAAUGGUUCCAGUCUUGGGCCAACAGAAGGUCUGGGGACCAUGACCUCCGGGGUCCCUCUAUGAGCAGGAACUAUAUUGAAUUUAAUAUUUUCUAAAUGUAUUUUUUAACAUUCUUUGAAAUCCAUACAGGAACUGGCUUAGCAUUGACCUCCUAAGCUAUUAAAGUCACUGGAAAAUUACUGUUUAUUUGCUAUACCAGAAGCUGCUGGAAGAUGCUGUGUACCUUCUAAGUUGUGCAGCCUCAACUAAAGUGAAUUCUGCUUUUUGACAUUGUUCUGCACUGUGAUUUACUGUGUGCCAAAGGAGUUUUGACUUGGUACAAAUUAUUUUAUUAAAAGUAUUUAAAAAUGUUUCUCAUAUGAUUUCCAUACCUUUCUAUCCCCACCUCUGUUACACCAUCAGAGCAGAUAAAGCUUAGAAUUCUUUGUUAGUGAUCCAGACCCUACGACAUUGAUGACGUAGGACUGACUUGGUUAAGGGAAGAGAAAGGCAGUUGACACACUAAUCCUUAAGCCAAAUAACUCAAUGGGUCUCAACCAGUGGUUUUCAACUAUGGUUGUACAUUAGAAUCACUGGGCCAUCUUUAAAACAAACAAAAAAACAAAACUUUUGUCCAGGCCUCACCCUCAAAGAUUCUGAUUAGCUUGUCAGAGUUGCAUCCUGCAGUUGGUCCCCUCUAGACAGAUUAAAGCAGAAUAGCUGACUUUUUAAAAUUCUGAUUGCACAUUAGAAUCACCUAGAGAGUUUUGGUUUUCUUAAAAAUAAUAUUAUGUUUUCACUGAGAGUUUACACAGCAGAUUAGUUUCCCGUUUAACAGUUUCUACACAAAUUCUUCAGUGACAUUGAUUACAUUUUCCACAAUGUGUCAACAUUCUGAUUAAUUCUGUUCUGGUUGUCACCCAAGUUCUUUUCUUUUUUUUUUUCCCCCUUCUAAAUUCUAUUUAUUUUGUUGUUAUUGUUGAGAAUAUACACAGCAAAACAUACACCAACUCAGUUUCUACACGUACAAUUUAGUGACACUGAUUACUUUCUUCAAGUUGUGCAACCAUUCUCACCCUCCUUUUCAGAGUUGUUCCUCCCUCAUUAACAUAAACUCACUGCCCCUAAGGUUCCUAUCUAAUCUUUUGAGUUGCUGCCAUCAAUUUGAUCCCAUAUAUGUAGUUGUUAAAAGAGCAUAAUGUUCAAGGCAGAUCUUUUUUACUAGUUAAGCUAAAAAACAUUGUUUGGUUUUCAGGGGAUAUUUUUAGUUUAAGAUUUAAAGAUUAUCUCAGGGCAGUAGUUUCAGGAGUUCAUCCAGCCUCCAUGGCUUCAGAAAGUCUGGAGUCCAUGAGAAUUGGAAAUUCUGUUCUGCAGUUCCCUCUUUUGAUCAAAAUUCUUCUAUGGAAUCUUUCAUCAAAACGUUCAGUAAUUGUAGCCAGGUGUUAUCCCGUUCUUCUGAUCUCAUGGCAAAAGAGGCAGUUGUUCAUAAAGGCAAUAAGCUGCACAUAUCCUCCUUCUCUUCCUGACUCUCCUUCGUCUGUUGCUCCUUGUGAAUAGAGACUAAUUGUUGCACCUUGGGUGGCCCCUGGCAACCUAGAGAGUUUUUUAAAACACUGUUGCCAAGACCCCUCUAGACCAACUAAAUCAGAAUAUCUGAAGGUGAGGCCCAGGCAUGGGUAUUUUUAGAAAGCUCUCUGGGAAAUUGUAAUGUUUAACUGGGUUGAGAACCCCUGAAAAAGAACAUCUUUGAGCAUUACACCUAAAAGAAGCUUCAAAAGAGAGGUACUUGUCAUUUUUAGGCAGACAGUUAUUAGUAGCAGUGCUAUAUGCUGCCUUUAUGGAUUCAGUAAACCAACCAGUAACUAGUUGCUGUUGUCUUUUCCAACUCAUGGUGAUCCCGUAUGUGUCGGAAUAGACCUCAGCUCCAUAGGGUUUUCAGUGGCUGAUUAUUUAGAAGUAGACCAACAGGCCUUUCUUUCAAGGUGCCUCUGGGUAGACUCCAGCCUCUGUUUUGGUAAGUAGCCGUUUAGUAGCUGAGUGCACUAACCGCUUGCACCACUCACGGAUUCAAUAACUACUGGGAAUUAUACAGAAUCUUACAGCUACAUCGCCUGCCAAGGAAUUCCUGUGGCAAGUUUUUGUGUAGCCUGUUUAUUUCUGCAGUUCUUCUAAUGUGUCUUUUCUCUUUUCCUGGGGAUUUAACCUUAUGACAUUUUAUGGAACAAAAAUAUUAUUUAUUGGGACUAUCUUUGGGUUUGGUAAAAUCACCGUGUCAUUAACAGUUUGGGGAAAUAGUGCUUGAUAAUUCUUUAUUUGAAAACCUACGACUAGUUGUGAUUUGGAAUCAAAACUUUUCAGAUUUUAGAAGAGUAGCAGGGUACAUAGAAACUAUUCUACUUAAAACUCCCAAAAAGCACCCCAUUUUCAAGCAUACUAAUAUUUCUCUGGUGUUUGUGUAAAUAACUAUACCAACUGCGAGAAACAAAGACCACAUAGAGCCUCAGAUCAAGUCAGGACAGGUUUUGCCGCCAGAUAAGUUUGCUGCCAAACUUGUGAAGCAACUUUGUUUUCAGAGCUUUGUGGAUGUGAGAAUUAUGGAUAAGGAAUUCUGGCUCUUUUUUGUUUGUUUUUUAAAUUUUUACUGUAACAUCUUUUGUACUUGGAUAUUUAAUUCAGCAUUUUAUUCUUCUCUCCUUAGCAAGAGCACUUUAUUCAAAAUACUCUUCUUAUGGAAAAAGCUCCAUGUAACAACAGUAUAAUAAAACCAUAGGUACUGCCUGCCUAGGUAGGGUGAAGAUAUGGUAUUUCUCAGGCUGUUACACAGCAGAGGAGAGUGCAAAGGAAAAGGAAGCUCCUGAGGGAGACCUGAAGACUCCAAAGAGUGGCAUGUUGAGCUCACAUCGGAUGGGGCCACCAGGAGAACAAUAAAUUGAUAUAAAGCAGGUCAUUCUAUUCUUAGUGUUUUUGUUUCUUGGAAUGUCUAUGCCUCUGCCUAGGUACAUAUAUCUCUUUCUUGUUUCUAUCUGCUACAUAUGCAGAAAUGCCAACCCCACUCCAAUUAGAAAUAGGCCUAGUAGAAAGAAAAUCACAUGAGGUGAAGUAUUAUAAACUUUGCUGCAUGCCUGCCUUAUGAACAGCUGCUGCCUCUUAUGCACAGUGGGUAUACUAGGGCCAACCACACCUGGAUUUAUUUCACACUGAGAAGGAAUUGUACUAGCAUCCUAAAGAUGUCACCUAAUCCUAGGUAAGUUGUGUAUAAAAAUGAAAACAAUUAUGCAGCUUAGUUAUUUAAUCUCUUUAUGAACUAUCUGUUGCUAUAACCCCAAGUGGUCUGGAAUAUUACUGCAACAUGUAGGUGUUCACUCUGUGUGUGUUAAUUAACCUGAUUCUAAUCAGUGUUUCCUUUAAGAGUAGCUGAAAGAUGGUGAUCUUUAUGGAGGGAAAUAAAAAGCUGGUUCAGCUACUUGAAUGUCUGAGGACUGAUAAUUCCAACAUUUCUCAAUCAUAUGAUGCAAUAUUAAUGGCUUUGAAACUAAUGAAUCAGAAAGAUUGUAGAUGGAGUGGGGAUGAGGCCAUGUUGGUGAGGCAGGACUCCUGAAAUUAUUUUUCCUGCCAAGACUGAACGUGUUAAUUCUCUUCCAUUUGUUAUAACCACCCCCCUCAAAGUUUGUUUUAUAAAUGCAGUGACUUUUUUUGUGCUUGGGUUUUUCUUUUUUUGUUUUAAUGUUGACAUUCUUAAAUUACACGAAAUCUGUUCUUUCUUAAAAAUUGGAUCUAGAUAAAGCUAAAAUCUGUUUUUGUUCCCCCUACUCCCUCGUCAUGGAUUGGAGUAUGUCCCCCCCAAAAAUGUGUGUAUCAGUUUGGCUGGGCCAUGAUUCUGGGUAUUGUGUGAUUUUCCUGUAUGUCCUGAAUCCUGCCUCUGUAAUGUUACUGAGGGAAGAUGGGCAGCAAUUCUGUUAGUGAGGCAGGACUGAAUCUAAAGAUUGGGUUGUGUCUUGAGCCAAUCACUUGCCUCUAUAAAAGAGAGAAGUGAGCAGAGACAUAGGGACCUCAUAUCACCAAGAAAGCAGUGCUGGAGACUUAAUGGUCGGACUGAAACUAGAAGGACCUCGGUGGUCAUGACCUCCAGACCUUCUCUUAGCCCAAGACAGGAACCGUUCCCAAAGCCAACUCUUCAGACAAGGAUUGGACUGAACAAUGCGAUAGAAAAAGAUACUGGUGAAGAAUGAGUUUCUUGGAUCAAGUAGACACAUGAGACUAUGUUGGCAUCUCCUGUCUGGAAGGAAGAUGAGAGGGCAGAAGGGGUCAGAAGCUGCCCAAAUGGACACGAAAAGAGAGUGGAGGGGAGGAGUGUGCUGUCUCAUUAGGGGAAGAGCAAUUAGGAGUAUAUAGCAAGGUGGAUAUAAAUUUUUGUAUGAGAGUGACUUGAUUUGUAAACUUCCACUUAAAGCACAGUUAAAAAAAAAAAAAAAAAGCAGUGCUGGGAGUAGAGCAGGUCCUUUGGACCUGGGGUCCCUGUAUGGAGAAGCUCCUAGUCCAGGGGAAGGUUGACGAGAAAGCCAGCAGAGAGGGAAAGCCUUCCCCUGGAGCUGACACCCUGAAUGUGGACUGACUUUUAGGCUACUUUACUAUGAAGAAAUAUAUUUCUUUGUUAAAGCCAUCCAUUUGUGGUAUUUCUGUUACAGCAGCACUAGAUGCUUUCAACAACUCUGGUUCUCCUUAACCCUCUCUGAGAUAACUGUUGCUAUACAUUUGGGAAAUUUUCACAUAAUAUAUGUAUUGGGUAUGUAUUUAACAUGCUUUUUUUUAGUCAAUGAAAUUUUAUAACUGGUACUGUCUUUUUACUGCUUCAAGUCAGGUGCUUACAUCUAAGAAAAAUUUAGGAAGAAAGAUUAGAAGGAUGUAUAUGUCAAAAUAUGAAAGUGUUAUUUGGUAAGAUUAUAGAUUUUUUUGUUAAAAUUUUCAGUUUAUGGUAUGUGAGUUAUAUCUUCAUAAAUCUAUUAAAAAUACAUACACAAAAAUUACUUUUCUUAAAAGACUACAAUCAAAUGUUCUUUUACAAUUCAAAAAAAUGCCAGAAAUAAUCUACGGAAAUUACUCCUCCCUGUCUUCACCAUCCACCACCAUUUUGCCUUCACCAUCCACCACUCCAUCACUGUUUUAAAUGGUCUUCAUUCUCCUUAAACUUCCUUAUUAGCAGUGAACUCUUUUUGUUGUUAGUUGCCAUGGAGUCAUUUCCGACUCAUGGAAACUCCAUGUAUGUGAGAGUAGAACUACUCCACAGGGUUUUUGGAAGGAGAUUGCCAGGUCUGUCUCAUGAGGCGUCUCUGGGUGAAUCCGAACCUCCAACCUUUCGGCUAGUAAUCCAGUGCUUAACCAUUUACACCACCCAGGGACCUAGCAAUAAAUUAAAGACUAAAAUGGACUUUUAGUAUCAGAGGGAAAAUAAUGAAAAGUAACUGUGUAUAGAGGUGGUCUUCGACUUACUGUGUAUUCAAGUUACAACUUUUUUUUGUACAUUAUAUCAUUAGUAAUAUGUACUGCUUACAGUGUUCCACCACAUAAUUUGUUGAUGUUAUUUAUCAUUAUCUGUAAAUUUAUAUGUAAUGUUUCCAACCCCCAGGGACAAGGUAGCAUUUAUAAAGAUACUGAUAGUAAAAGGCAAUCAUAAUGAAAACAAAUUAAAAGAAGAUAUCCUACGUACGUCAGAAUGCAACCUCAGCGUAAGUGACUAGCUGUACAUGCAAAGGAAUAUUCUGAUACCAUCACUUUUGGAUCAUUACAAUAAUUAAUGUAUCAUCUGUCUUCAUGCCUAUGUAGUCAAUCUGGUUCAAGACUGGAUUGUUGGCACAUUUUAUCUUGCUUAGUUAAACACUCUAUUGUGUGUCAAAAUUCCAAACACAUUGUCCUAGAAUUUUAGAACGAAGAACCUUAAAGAAUCUUCUCAUGCCAUUGCCCAGACUUGAAGCUACAAAUUACAUAUACGAUCUCAUGUGAGUUAGUAAAAUCUUUUCUAAAACUCUUUAAUGACACCUUUAAUGCCUCCUUUGCAUGUAGUGUUCCUUCUACCUGGGAUUCCUUCCCCUCUUCUCCUUUAUUGAUCCUUCAAAAUCAGCUUGGUGGCAUUUCCUAUGAGAAGCUUUCCCAGACCCUCUCAGGCUUAAUUAGCUACCCCAUAGCACAUUUUAUAUUUACCUUUAGCAGUUAUCACACAAUGACUGUUUCUUGAAUAAAUGCCCUCAGCGUGUUAAUAUUUAACGUUUCUUUAAACGACCAAUUCCCCUAUUGUAUUGCUAAGUCACUGGCAGGUGUAGAAAGGGCUCUAACAUUUCUUUGGGACUAGAUAUGGUUUUUAAAGUCCAUUGGUGGGGCCAGAAUAAUAAUAGGGAUACUUAGUUACUUCCUCUUGAUCUCAUCAAGCUGUAAUUUUUAAAAAGAUGAUCCAGGAUAAACAUUAGAAAUUGUAUACAGUGAAGAAAGGUCCCCACAUUUCUGUUGUAAUUGUGUAGUGCUGUAUAUGUUGUUAGGUGCUGUCAAGUCGCUUCUGAUUCACAGCAACCCUACCUACAACAGAACAAAACACUGCCCAGUCCUUUGCCAUUCUCACAGUCAUUGUUAUCUUGAGCCCAUUGUUGCAGCCACUUGUCAGUCCAUCUCUUUGAGGGUCUUCCUCUUUUUCGCUGACCCUCUGCCUUAUCAAGCAUGAUGUCCUUCUCCAGGGACUGAUCCCUCCUGAUAACAUGUCCAAAGUAUGUGAGAAAGAGUUUCGCCAUCCUUGCUUCUAAGGAGCAUUCUGGUUGUACUUCUUCCAAGACAGAUUUAUUCAUUCUUUUGGCAGCCCAGGGUAUAGUCUAUUCUUCGAUAGUACUACAAUUCAAAGGCAUCAGUUCUACUUGGUCUUCCUUAUUCAUCAUCUAGCUGUUGCAUGCAUAUGAGGCAAUUGAAAACACCGUGGUUUGGGUCAGGUGCACCUUGGUCUACACGGUGACAUCUUUUAUUUUUAACACUUUAAAGAGCUCUUUUGCAGCAGAUUUGCCCAAUGCAUCUUUUGAUUUUUAUUGUACUUAAGAUCAAGUGUUACAGAACAAACUAGCUUCUCAUUAAACAGUUGCUGCACAUAUUGUUUUAUGAGAUUCGUUAACAACCCCAUGACAUAUCAACACUCUCCCUUUCUUGACCUUGAGUUCCUUAUUACCAGUUUUUCUGUCCCCUCCUGCCUUCUAGUCCUGGUUCCUGGACUGGUGUGCGCCUUUAGUCUACUUUUGUUUUUUGGGUCUGUCUAAUCUUUGGCUGGCUGAAGGGUGAACCUCAGGAGUGACUUCAUAAGUGAGUAAAAGGGUGUCGGGGGGCCAUACUCUCAGGGUUUCUCCAGUCUCUGUCAGGCUGGUAAGUCUGGUCUUUUUUUGUGAGUUAGAAUUUUGUUCUACAUGUUUCUCCAGCUCUGUACAGGGCCCUCUAUUGUGAUCCCUUCUUUUGAUUUCUUGAGUACUGCUUCUAUGGAUGUUCAUUGUGAAUACAAGUAAAAUGAAAUCCUUGACAACUUCAUUUUUUUCUCUGUCUAUCAUGAUGUUGCUUAUUGGUCCAGUUGUGAGGAUUUUUGUUUUCUUUAUGCUGAGGUGUAAUCCAUACUGAAGGCUGUGGUCUUCGAUUUUCAUCAGUAAAUGCUUCAAGUCCUCUUCACUUUCAGCAAGCAAGGUUGUGUCAUCUGCAUAGUGCAGGUUGUUAAUGAGUCUUCUUCCAAUCCUGAUGCCCCAUCCGUCUUCAUAUUGUCCAGCUUCUCAGCUUAUUUGCUCAGCAUACAGACUGAAAAAGUAUGGUAAAGGGGUACGACCCUGACACACACCUUUCCUGACUGUAAACCAUGCAGUAUACCCUUGUUCUAGUCAAAUAACUGCCUCUUGAUCUAUGUACAGGUUCCUCAUGAGCACAAUUAAGUGUUCUGGAAUUCUCAUUCUUUGAAAUGUUAUCUAUAAUUUGUUAUCAUCCACACAGUCGAAUGCUUUUGCAUAGUCAAUAAAACACAGGUAAACAUCUUUCUGGUAUUCUCUGAUUUCAGCCAGGAUACAUCUGACAUCAGCAAUAAUAUCCCUGGUUCUACACCCUCUUCCGAAUCCAGCUUGGAUUUCUCACAGUUCUCCGUAGAUAUACUGCUGCAGCCGCUUUUGAAUGAUCUUCAGCAAAAAUUUACUUGUGUAUGAUAUUAAUGAUAUUGUUUGAUAAUUUCCACACUUGGUUGGAUCAUCUUUCUUUGGAAUAGGCACAGAUAUAGAUCUCUUCCAUUUGGUUGGCCAGGUAGCUAGCUUCCAAAUUUCUUGGCAUAGACAAGUGAGCACUUCCAGUGCUGCAUCCGCUUGUUGAAACAUCUCACUUGGUAUUCCGUCAAUUUCUGGAGUCUUGUUUUUCAGCAGCGCCUUCAGUGCAUCUUGGACUUUUUCCUUCAGUACCAUUGGUUCCUCAUCAUAUGCUACCUCCUGAAAUGGCUGAAUAUCGACCAGUUCUUUUUGGUAUAGCAACUCUGUAUUCCUUCCAUUUUUUGAUGCCUUCUCUAUUGUUUAAUAUUUUCCCCAUAGAAUCCUUCGAUAUUGCAACUUGAGGCUUGAAUUUUUUCUUCAGUUCUUUUAGCUUGAGAAAUGUUGAGCGGAUUCUUUCCUUUUGGUUUUCUAUCUCCAGCUUUCCACGUCAUUAUAAUACUUUACUUUGUCUUCUCCAGCUACCCUUUGAAAUCUUUUGUUCAGCUCUUUUACCUCAUCAUUUUUUCCUUUCUCUUAGCUACUUGAUGUUCAAGGGCAAGUUUCAGAGUCUCUUCUGACAUCCAUUUUUGUCUUUUCUUUCCUGUCUUUUUAAUGACCUCUUGCUUUCUUCAUAUAUGAUGUCCUUGAUAUCAUUCCACAACUCAUCUGGUCUUUGGUCAUUGAAUGUUCAGUGCAUCAGAUCUAUUCUUGAGAUGGUCUGUAAACUCAGAUGUGAUAUAUUCGAGGUCAAGCUUUGGCCCUUGUGGACUUGUACUAAUUUGUACUAAAGUUCAAGUUCAACUUGAACUCGCAUAUGAGCAAUUGAUGAUCUGUUCUGAAGUCAGCCCCUGGCCAUGUUCUGACUUACCAUGUUGGAUUUUUCCAUCAUCUCUUUCCACAGAUGUAGUCAUUUUGAUUCCUUUGUAUUCAUUUGUCAAAGUACAUGUGUAUAUUCACUGUUUAUGUUGUUGAAAAAAAGGUAUUUGCAAUGAAGAAGUCAUUGGUCUUGCAAAAUUCUGUCAUGCUAUCUCUGGCAUCAUUCUAUCACCGAGACCAUAUUUUCCAACUAUGGAUCCUGCUUUGUUUCCAACUUUUGCAUUCCAAUCACCAGUAAUUAUCAAUGCAUCCUGAUUGCAUGUUUGAUCAAUUUGAGACUGCAAAAGUUGGUAAAAAUCUUCAAUUUCUUCAACUUUGGCCUUAGUGGUUGGUGCAUAAAUUUGAAUAAUAGUCAUAUUAGCUGGUUUUCCUUGUAAGUAUAUGGAUAUUAUCCUAUCACUGACAGGCUUGUACUUCAUGAUAGAUCUUGAAAUAUUCUUUUUGACAAUGAAUGCAACACCAUUCCUCUUCAAAUUGUCAUUCCUGGCAUAAUAGACCAUAUAUGAUUGUCUGAUUUAAAGUGACCCAUACCAGUGCAUUUCAGCUCACUAAUGCCUAGGAUAUCAAUGUUUAUGCAUUUCAUUUCAUUUUUCACGAUUUCAAUUUUACUAGAUUCACACUUCAUACAUUCCACAUUUCAAUUAUUAAUGGGUGUUUGCAGCUGUUUCUUCUCAUUAUGAGUCGAGCCACAUCAACAAAUGAAGGUCCCAAAAGCUCGUAUUUUGAGUGCCUUCCAAAUUGAGGGGCUCAUCUUCUGGCACUAUACCUGACAAUGUUCCAAUGCUGUUCAGAAGGUUUUUGGAAUAAUAAUAAUCUACCACUUGUCUGUCAGUUUGUGGUGCUGUGGUGCCUUGCUUGCUGCUAUGAUGUUAGGAACUGUGCCAUCAGGAUUUCAAAUACCAGCAGGGUCACCCAUGGUGGACAGGUUUCAGCGGAGCUUACAGACUAAGACAGACUGGGAAGAAGCACAUGGAAACCUACUUCUGAAAAAAGUGGCCAGUGAAAACCGUAUGGAUAGCUGAUUUCUGAGGAUGGCACAGGACCAGCCAGUGUUUCAUUCUGUUGUGUAUGAGGUCGUUAUGAGUUGCAACCAACUUGACGGCACCUCACAGCAUAACAAAUAAUAAUAGUAAUAGCUCACGAUAUGCCAGGAACUGUUUUAAACUGCAGAUAUUAACUCACUUAAUCCACAUAACAACCCUCUGUGGGAAAAACAUUACUUGUUUUUGUACCAAGAAGGAAACUGAGCUCAAAAAGGUUAAAUAAUAAAACCAGGAUGAUAUACUAACUAGAUUAACUAAAGAUAGAAGAAAUAGAGUUUGGAGAAUUAUUUAUUGUGUUGCAACAGCCUCGUUUGUUCAGCCUGCGUGGUGAGAUUUUCCAGAGGAAGAAAGAGCAACAGAUAAUUGUACUAACUGGGACAACAAGAAAGUUGAGCUAUUGCUAACUAACAGCCACUUUUAGUUGCUCUCUGGCUGAAGUUUAUAUUUUUAUCUAAAGUGAUAACCAACGGGUUUAAGAACUUUCACAUUCAGAAUUUGUGAAUCUAAAGUUACACAUCUUUUAAGAAGGGGAAAAACCGUGAGAGAGCCAGUCAAUGUCAAACAAAUCUUGGGAAAAUGGAAUACUGUUAUUAAGAAUGUUUUACCCCAAAUUCUCAUAAAAAGACCAUACUUAAUGGUAUGACUGAGACUAGAGGAAUCCCGGCAGUCAUGGUCCCCAAACCUUCUGUUGGCACAGGACAGGAACCUUCCCCGAAGACAACUCAUCAGACAUGAAAGGGACUGGACAGUGAGUGGGUAGGUGAGAGAUGCUGAUGAAGAGUGAGCUAAUUAUAUCAAGUGGUCACUUGAGACUGUGUUGGCAUCUCCUGUCUGGAGGGAGGAUGGGAGGAUAGAGAGAGUUGGAAGCUGGCAAAAUUGUCACGAAAGGAGAGACUGGAAGGGCUGACUCAUUAGGGGGAGAGCAAGUGGGAGUACGGAGUAAGGUGUAUACAAACUUAUAUGUGACAGUCUGACUUGAUUUGUAAACGUUCACUUGAAGCUCAAUAAAAGUUAAUAAAAAAAAAUGUUUUAGAUGCAUACUUGUUGACAUCAAAGAUAUUCUUUCUAUACUAACUGAAAAGCAGUUUAAAAACCAGAAUUGACAAUAUGGUCCCAUUUUGGUUUAUAAGGUAUUAAUAAGUGUACAGCCAUAGAAAAGUAUCAUGAUGUAUAUACACAAAAGUGUUAAUAAUAAUUCUACCUGGGAGGUGGGAUUGUUAGAGUAGUAACAUUUUCUUAACCAUAUUUUUUUUUUUUAUCUCCUACAAUGAGUAUUCAUGUUUUUGCAAUUUUUUGUAUCUUCUACAAUGACUCUUACUUUUUUGUGAUUAAAUGUAGUUAUUUAGUUAUUUUUGUUAAGAGGAGAGAGGAAAGAAAGUGGUCACCUGAUUUAUCAGAGUAUAGUACAGAGGGGACAUAAUGAGCUUUUCAACAAAUGGUGCUGGAUCAUUUGAUAUGCAUAUGGAAAAAAAUGUACUUGACCCGUUUUUCAUACUAAUAGAAAAUCAAUUCCAGAUGGAUUACAGAUCCAAAUGUGAAAGGUUAAACAAUAAAUUUUUUGAGAAAAACAAUAACUUUUUGACCUUGGAGUAUGCAAAGAUUUCUUAAACAGAUCAUAAAAUGUUAACCAGGAAAAAAAAUUGGACUAUAUUAAAAUUAACUUCCGUUCAUCAAAAGACAGUAUUAAGAGAGAAAAACAACUCGCAGAGUGGUAAAAGAUAUUUGCAGCAUAUAUUUGUUAAAGGAUUCAUAUUCAGAAUAAGAAACAAAUGCCUGCAAAGCAGUAAGAAAAAGACAGUUAACCCAAUGAAAAACUGGGCAAAAGUCUUAAAAAGAAAAAAACUUAAUAAAAGAGGAUAUUCAAAUGGCCAAUAAACACCUGAAAAAAAAUGCUUCUCUCUUUUAAUCAUCAGGGAAAUGCAAAUUAAAACCACACUGGCUACCACACUCAUCAGAAUGGCUCUCGUGAAGGCAGAAAAUACUAGGUAUUGGAGAAGAUGUAGUGCAGCUACAACUUUUGAAUGCUGAAGGAAAUAUACAAUUAUACAACCACUUUUUAAAGUGUUAGCAGCAUCUAGUAAAGUUGAACAUGUACAUACUUUGACCCAUUAAUUCCAUGCCUGGGUAUAUAUCCAAAAGAAAUGUACACAGAAGCUGUCUU